Molecule: messenger RNA, 2068 nt
Organism: Melanotaenia boesemani (Boeseman's rainbowfish)
Lineage: Eukaryota; Metazoa; Chordata; Actinopteri; Atheriniformes; Melanotaeniidae
Gene: sowahca
Product: sosondowah ankyrin repeat domain family Ca
Exons: 4
Coding region: 193-1773 (526 amino acids)
Molecular function (GO): protein binding
Source: RefSeq, a predicted model, not a curated record
ACGACGCGCGCGACCCCUAUCUGCCAAAGCACGACACAGACAGGUCUUCCCAAUGGAGGAGAGGAGGAGGAGGCCGGAAAAGAUGCUGUCAUCAGUCGCUGCACCGACUUAAGUGAAUGAGCAUGACCUUAAGUGUAUUUCGAAAUGCUAAUUUGUAGCUAUUAAUAUUAUUAAUUUGAGUCAUCUGUGUUCAUGAUGGCGUCCCAGUGCACGGAGCAAGCCGUGCAGGAUUUUCUGCGGGAGAGAGGAGGGAGGGUCCAACAGAUGGAGCUGAUCGAUCAUUUCAUUUCACUUGGGGAGUGUAAUGACCAGUCAAACGAAGGCGUGGAUCGCGAGGUGCUGAAACGCAUUGUUGACAGCGUGGGUUUCUUGAAGGUGGAGAACGGUGUGAAAUUUGUUUGUUUAGACGCUGAAGGUAGCGUGGGAUCAGUGAUGCGUACGGACACAGACGGACACAAUCACGCGGAGUGCAACGGUAACAUCCAAGUGACGCUAGACGAUGAAUAUUUUAAUGGCAAUCCUGAUAACGGAGACCAAACAGGUGCACCAAGUCCACCCUGUGCCAGCUUGGACAAUGAUAAACACUCAAAUGGUAAUGAACAACCUGCAGCCCUGUUCCAGAGCAAAACCAGCUCGGGGACUCCUACCACCACCGCUGGAGGGGAGGUGAGGCUUAGGGACAGGAGGAGGCGAGAAUCUGCCCCAGUUAUUGGGAUCCAAGAUCUGGAUCAGGCUCACUCUGCUGGAUCCCACAACCAGCAGAUAAGAGGGGCACGCAGGAUCUCCAAGGGAUCCCAGCGGGCCAUACUGACAAGCUGCCUAUCUGAAGACAGCGCAUUGGAGGGACUGGAGUCUAUUGGGGAUAUCAGCACACCAAAAGGAAGCCGCAGGAACUUCAUAGAGUUGAUGAUGAGCAGUUCUCCUCAGGUUCGGAGGUCCUUGAUCAGCCGUGGCUCACGCAUCCGAGACUCAGUGAGAAGCGACGGCGACUCAACGUCACUGCUCUCCUCCAACACCGAUGAGGAUUGUCCCUCGGUAACCCUGGACCCACUAGAGCAUGAGUGGAUGCUUUGCGCCUCAGAUGGCCUGUGGGAGAGUCUGCAGCCCCUGCUUUCAGUGGAACCGAGUCUUGUGACCAAAAGAGACUUUGUGACAGGCUUCACCUGUCUCCACUGGGCAGCCAAACAGGGCAAAGCCGAACUCCUUUCCCAGCUGCUGGCCUUUGCUAAGGAGAACACUAUACCUGUGAAUGUAAACGUGAGAUCAAGUGCUGGGUACACACCGCUACACCUGGCUGCUAUGCAUGGGCACACACAGGUGGUUCGUGUGCUGCUGUCAGACUGGGAAGCAGACCCUGAGGCUCGAGAUUACAGCGGGAGGCGAGCCAUCCAGUACCUGCCACCGCUUUUGGUCACUGACCUGCAGCAGGAGGGAGUGGUCACCUCACCAGGAGCAGAGUCGGACACAGAAAAUGGCAGCAGCAAAGGGCGUGGUUGGAGGUUUCCCAAAGUUCUCCAGGGCAACCUUAACCCACUCCGGCUACUGAACUCACCAGCAGAGACAGCAGACGACUCACCAGGCUCUGGGAAGAGCAAGGGGGGCUUGCAAAGGAAGUCGUCCCUCAGCCGGCUGAACGCUCGGCUGCAUCGAGGGCGCCACCGAGCUCAGAUCAUCCACAGCACUUCCUUCAGGGACACGGAUGAGGUGGGAAGAGGAGAGGAACUACCCAGCAGUCCUAUCCGAACCAGGCCACUUUCCAACUUGUUUGGCUGAACUUAAACCUGCGUUUGACACGAUUUAAUUCAAUGAAUACCUACGUUUAUAAUCUGACAGGUGAGAUAUUUUUAUUGCAGAAACUAAUAGUACUUAUUAUAAAAAACUGAGUUGAUUUUGGAGUUUUUCUAUAGUAGGACUUUACAUAAAUAACCGCAAAUCAAUGCUUUUCUAAAGCUCUAAUUCACUUUGGUUCUAAAUGCAGUUUGGAUUUUGUUAAAUAUACAGGGCAGGACACAAUACACUCAGCAUUUUAAAUAUCACUUGAAUUCACAGACUGAAAGCUCCACUACUU